AUGAGUACAAACGACACUAAAGUGCUUAGACGACAUAAGGGUACUGUGGUAAUUAGGAAGGUCAAAGGUGAUUAUAGAUGGUCAACGAAAGCCAAAGAGAAAAGUGAUGUUUAUAGCUUCGGUGUUGUUUUUGCAGAGCUCCUUACCGGAGAGAAACAUUUGUCUCCUGAAAGAAAAAUUGAAGAAAGAAAUCUAGCAACAUACUUUUUGAAGGCCUUAAAGGAAGAUCGAUUGAUGGAAAUUCUUGAUCCACAAUUGGUGAGGGAAGCAAGCGAAGAUCAACUAAUUAAAUUGGCUAAACUUGUAAAGAAAUGCCUUAAUGUUAGAGGAGAAGAUAGGCUUACCAUGAAGGAAGUCGUGCUUGAAUUAGAGGGCUUCAAGAACCCAAAUACAUAUUCUUGGUUCAACCAAAACAACCAGGAGGCAAUCAACUUCAUAGGCGAGCAAGAUCUUUACAAUGUUCCUUCAAGUACUACAAUGGAGUACUCUCAAAAUUAUUCAAUGGAAAUUAGUCUAAUCACCGAUAUGAAUCAUCCUCGUUGA
Amaranthus tricolor (Joseph's coat) is the source of this 543-nucleotide messenger RNA. Its product is annotated as wall-associated receptor kinase-like 1. Gene Ontology annotation, biological process: cell surface receptor signaling pathway; protein phosphorylation. The record is from RefSeq and is a predicted model, not a curated record. The transcript is spliced from 2 exons. Gene Ontology annotation, cellular component: plasma membrane. Bases 1 to 543 code for a protein of 180 amino acids. NCBI's taxonomy places the organism in Eukaryota, Viridiplantae, Streptophyta, Magnoliopsida, Caryophyllales, Amaranthaceae. Gene Ontology annotation, molecular function: protein serine/threonine kinase activity.